Molecule: messenger RNA, 672 nt
Organism: Gongylonema pulchrum
Lineage: Eukaryota; Metazoa; Nematoda; Chromadorea; Rhabditida; Gongylonematidae
Source: the annotation of a GenBank genome assembly
AUGGCUACGCCGGCUCUGGCCGAAUAUGGAAGUAACCAGCUGAAGCGAGAAUUUCUUUCUGGCACCCUAGCAGGCGAUCUGGUGGCAUGCCUUGGGGUUUCCGAGGCUUGCGCUGGAAGUGAUGUGGCUGCUGUCCGAACUUGCGCACAUUGGCAUGGAAGCGAUCUAAUAAUUGAUGGCAGUAAGCAGUGGAUAACGAACGGUGCCCAGGCCGAUUGGAUUUGCCUUCUGGCGAACACUAACGAUAACCCAUCACCACACCGGAACAAAAGCCUCAUUUGCUUGCGGCUAAAUGAACCCGGAAUCCGUCGUUCGAAAUGCAUUGAGAAGCUUGGAAUGCACUGCUCUGAUACAGCGGAAAUCUACUUUGACAGUGUUCGUGUACCAAGUCGAAAUAUUAUCGGUGAAGAGGGGCGAGGAUUUGUUUAUCAGAUGCGACAGUUUCAGGAUGAACUGCUUGAACCGAUGCAAAAAAUUAUUGAUAUGACGAUUGCGUACACCUCUCAGCGACGAAUCUUUGGCAAGAGCGUACUGGACAAUCAGGUGAGCAGUUCGGAGAAUUUUUUCCAUCAUCAGUAUUCUUCCAGAAAUUUCUUGCUUAUUCAAAAAAAGGAAAUAAACAAUAUACAAGGAUUAACUGAUGUGUGUGUGUGUGUUUGGUGGAUAAUGUGA